Owenia fusiformis is the source of this 1769-nucleotide messenger RNA. NCBI's taxonomy places the organism in Eukaryota, Metazoa, Annelida, Polychaeta, Sabellida, Oweniidae. The record is from the annotation of a GenBank genome assembly.
GUGCAUGCGACCUCUUUGCGAUAAACAAAAUGAGCUCAAAAGGGAAAGUUCAGACAGUUACAGGAUGGGUGGAACCUAGUGAGUUGGGUAUCACUAUGACCCAUGAACAUCUAUCUAUGACAUUUGAAGUGGCACAUGUGCCUGCAAUGGAGAGGGACAAAGAUUUGACUGACCUACCACUCACUAUUGAGAAUCUAUGGUGGAUCAGACAAUAUCCGUACAGCCAUCCUCGGAACCUGUUCCUCAAUGAAGAAAAACAAGCAGUUUUAGAGGAAAUGCAUUUAUACAAGAAAAAUGGUGGGGGUUGUAUGGUGGACAACACUACUAUUGGUAUAGAUAGAGAUGUUCCAUUCCUUAAGAAGGUAGCUGAUGAGACAGGCUUAAAGGUCAUAUGUGGAGCAGGUUAUUAUGUGGGUGCGGCCCAUGCUAAGACAACAGAUUCUGCUACAGAAGAUGAGAUAUAUGAGAAGAUAGUACAUGAUAUUACAGUGGGAACUGAUGGUACAGAGAUCAAAUGUGGUAUAAUUGGUGAAAUUGGCUGCUCAUGGCCUUUACAAGACAGGGAGAAGAAGGUUCUACGUGCUGCAGCCAGAGCUCAAAUCCAGACAGGAUGUCCUGUGAUUAUCCACCCUGGCAGAAAUGAUGAUGCCCCAGAGGAGAUUGCCGAAAUCCUGAAAGAUGCAGGAGGGGACCUGUCCAAUACAGUCAUGUCACAUUUAGACAGAACAAUACAUACCGAUGCCAAACUGUUGGAGUUUGCUAAAACAGGGUGUUAUCUGGAAUAUGACUUAUUUGGCAUUGAAGUGGGACUGUACCAGCCCAACCCUGAUGUUUACUGCUGCAAUGAUGGGGAGAGAAUCAGACGUAUACAACUGCUCAUUAAGGAGGGAUAUUUAGAUAAGAUAUUGGUGGCACAUGAUAUUCACACCAAACACAGACUGAUGAAGUAUGGAGGACAUGGUUACUCACAUAUUCUAUACAAUGUUGUGCCAAUGAUGAAACACGCUGGAGUAACACAAGAGCAGCUGGACCAAAUACUUAUACACAAUCCUAAGACUUGGCUGGCUUUUAAGAAGUAAAGGACAUUCCAAUUGUCAUUGUCGUGCAAUUACCAUUAACUACAAUUUUUAUCAUUCAAACACUGAGAUUUUUGGGUGUUGGAUUUUACUAUUCUUUAUAUUUGAUGUAUAAAAGAAUAAAUUGAUAAAUCACAUUCUGUAUUCUGUUAUUCUGUGCAUUUUCAUGAAAGACAGAAGUAAUGUAUCAUCAUUCAUUUUCUAUCGAGACCAUCAUUAGUAAACAAAAUGGUGACACGAAUGCUUAGAAAUUUCAUUAAGAUUUUACAACCCAAGAGACCUGAGCCCUUCACUGGCAUAAUGAGGCAGAGCAAUAUCAUUCAUUUUACCAAGUGAUAAAUCACGUAUUUGGCAUCGGGACUGAUAUUGGGAUGAUAUUGGAAUUAGAGGAAUGAUGUCGGGUUUGAUAUCCAUACAUAUCAUGCCGCUAAUUCUAAUAUCCUCCCGGGUAUAAAUUCUAGGGAAAUCUGUUUAUUGAGUAUAGAACUCUCAGAGGGAAAUACGAAUAGUGAAAGUGAUGAGAUGACUCACAAAAGGACAUCCAGUGUUUUGUAUUAUUUCUAGUCAUCAUAUGUUUUAAUAGUUAUAUACACUUAGACAAACAACGGAGUGGAAGCAGCGGCUGUGCCGUUGUCCUUUAGCAGGGAGUAACUCAGUGGGUUUCAUAACAUAGCCUAUAAGCUAGAUAGCCAG